Messenger RNA from Onthophagus taurus, 1905 nucleotides. Its product is annotated as RNA-binding protein lark. Gene Ontology annotation, molecular function: mRNA binding; zinc ion binding. The record is from RefSeq and is a predicted model, not a curated record. Lineage: Eukaryota; Metazoa; Arthropoda; Insecta; Coleoptera; Scarabaeidae. Gene Ontology annotation, cellular component: nucleus.
CGCCAUUUGUCAUACUGUUGUUAGUCCGGUCACCGUGCUCGUGGAAAUCUCCAGGCUUCCUUUUUUUCGCAGUUUCACCUCCAAGGCCGGGAUCGAGUGUGUCGGGAUAUCUUUCGUUAAGAGUUAAGAAAAAGAGGGACGAGACGAAAAACCGCCCGCCGUCGCCGGUGAAAAACGCAAAACUUCCUCUCGUGCGAUUUAAAAAAAAGAUUAGAUAUAUUAAAAGUAAAAAUUGAGGUCCGUGGCCUUAAGUAGUUAACCGCGAAGCGACGGAAAGGAGUUGUAAAGAUUGAGAGAGAGCGAGAGUGUGAAAGAAAAGCAAAAAUAAAAGCAGCGGAAGUUGAAAUAAAAAUAAAAAAAUAAAAAUCAGUAAAAAUUGCUAAGCUAGAGAGGUUGUCGUCGUCGUCGGUCGAGAUGCCGGGUUUUAGCAGCGCGGGCACGUUUAAGAUAUUCAUCGGCAACUUAGCCGAGAAGACUUCGAUCGGGGACAUCCGCCCGCUGUUCGAGAAGUACGGAAAGGUGGUUGAGUGCGAUGUCGUCAAGAACUACGGUUUCGUGCACAUGGAAAGCGAGGCGGAAGGGCGCGAAGCCAUCCAGAAUCUGAACGGGCAAACAAUGAACGGUCAGCCGAUAAAAUGCGAAGCGGCGAAGAGUCGAAAAGCGCCAACGACACCGACAACGAAAAUCUUCGUCGGCAACCUGACGGACAACACCAAAGCACCACAGAUUCGCGAGCUCUUUAAAAAGUUCGGGACGGUUGUCGAAUGCGACAUUGUAAGGAACUACGGUUUCGUGCACCUGGAGAGUAGCGGGGACGUAAACGAGGCGAUCAAAGAAUUGAACGGAACGUUGGUCGACGGUCAACCGAUGAAGGUCCAGAUAUCGACGAGCCGCGUCCGACAGAGGCCCGGAAUGGGCGACCCCGAACAGUGUUACCGUUGCGGCCGCGGUGGUCACUGGUCGAAGGAGUGCCCGAAAGGGAUGGGGCCCGAUCGGUUUAGGGAUCGGAUGUUCGGACGCGACCCGUACCCUCCCCCACCGCCGCCCCCGUUCCUGCGCGACCGGAUGAUGGGACGAUUUGGGGAUGGUUACGAUUACUACGAGAGACGUUUUGAUGAAUCUCGCGACCUUUACGAUCGACGUUACGCGGGUUUGGGGCCGCGCGGCGGCGAGAUCGGUCUGAGAGGGGCGCGUGGCGACUUUUUGCCGCCACCGUUGCCUCCUAGACGCGAACCGUUGCCGCCGAUGCCCUCAAUCGGUCUGAGAGGUGGCCCGCCUGGAAGUGGCGGAAGCAGCAUUGGUGCAAGUGCUGCAGCCGCCGCAGCCAUGCGUGGCGAGAGCGGGUAUGCCCGUGGCGCUGCCGCGGCCGCCGCCAGCGAUUAUGGAAUGUUCAGUAGACGAUCACCACCACCAUCAGGGACAAUUGCUAGUAGCAGGAGGAUGUAUGAAGAUUUUAGUAGAGAUUCGUUUGAUGAUAGGAGGCCUGGGAUGAGAGGACCGUCGCCUUCGAGGAGGUACGCGCCUUAUUAAUGGACUUUUUUUCUUGGACACACGGAGAUUUAUUAAUUUCUUUUUGUAUAAAAUUGUGGAAAUUUGUAAUCGUGGCGUAAAACAAAGCGAAAAAAAAUAUGGCCAUUAUUGCGUGUAAUACUUUCCAUUAGUUUUAGUGAAAUGAUUUGUAACUAUGCCAUGUUUGUUUUUGGUGUUUUUCUUUUUUUUUAUUAAUCGUUUUGCGUUUGAGCGACUAUUAAGAGUCUUGCUGAAAUUAAGGUUGUUUGAUGAGCUAAAUAUUUUUAGUAUUUCAUCCGUAAUGAGAUAUAAGGAAACGAAAUGACUUUGGUUUAUUAUUAUUAUUGCGUAAAUAGAGAUUUCUUUUUAUUUUAGGAAUAAAAAUUACUUAUAUAA